AUGUUCCAGCUUGCCGUACCUCACCUCCGAGCACCACCCUCAAGAUUAGGCCGUACGGUUCAGUGGACUCUGGGUGGGUAUAGGAUCCUGCUUGGUUGUGAUAUGGUUGUCUUCCCUACUGAUCGUCAUGGUACGAGCCCUUUGGACUCUCUAGACUCUCUAUCAUCAAUGGCGUCAUUGAAGGUAGUACCUUCCGAGGGGACUUGGAUAUCGAAGAACCUCCGACGAGAUGCCUGGGUUGAGAACAACUUACUCAGUGUGGGUAAGGUGGCCUGGUGCCGAGGUAAGCAAGUUAGUCUAUGCAACACGGCGGACUUGGCUGAUGAAGAGGGAUCUGAAGACGGCACGUUCGAUCCAGACCAGAUCAUUGACCAGGCGGAACGACUUCUGCAUUUCCUCAAGAGAUACUGUACACGACAGGGAGGGACCUAUUACCUCUAUAGGGACACUAACGCAUGCGUGCUGUAUGAUACGACUAGCAAACCGUUUGGAGAUCAACUCCCUGACAAGGGAGUAUCCCCAAGCUCCUCCAUGCUCAGCCGACCAUUAGCAGAGCUGUGUGUUACACUAGCAUCGAGAAUGCCCUCGGCUCCUGUUGAGAGUAGACUGGACGUCUUAUGGAAAGGCCUUACUCUCAUACACCCUCAAAGAGUCCAAUACCCAGAGCUGUAUUCGGUAAUAUGCAUGCAACUGUCUUCACUAGCAGAUGAGAUGGACUCCAAUGAGGGCCUCGUACGGUGUUGUCAUCUCCUCAUGCAGGCUCUAGCAGCCCUUGAUACAAGUAGCAAGAGCACCAACACGACGAGCAGUAGUAGCUAUCGUGACGAUGGAUCCAGAGGAGGAGCUCCCCACCUGGGCGUGCAACUGUAUGUGUCUUUCGCCUUCACGACGGUCCGUGCUGUCGAGCAUGUCAUGGUCCCGCUCUACCAGAAAUGGUGUCGGUUGACUAGUACUGCUGGGGAUGGUGAUGACGAUGUCGGCCCCAAGCACAGUGAUGAGCGUCUCCGUCAUUCGAUAGCCUGGCAACUAUGGCUUCUGCAAUGGUUGGCCGCGGCUGAGGUAUCACUAUUGAAGGUGGACCCACAGAGGAGAGCAGUGGAGUGUUGGAAUGUAGAGCGAGACCUGUGUCGAGUUAUGGCCCAUAGACUGCAUUCCAUGGCCAACUGUGGGAUAUCACCUCAACAGAUAUCUAUGAUGUCGAGUAGUGCUGCUCUUGAGAUAGUAGAGCAUGACCUGACCGUACUUGGGGAAUCUCCGAUGCAGCUGGGGAUGACCAGUGAGGUUUAUGUGGAGCUCUUGGCGGGGACUGCAGCCUUCACUGACGGCACAUUAGAGGCUGCGGGGCUCAGCAAAGACUGGCUCAAGCACACUGUAGUAAACGACAGGUGCCGUAGAAAGCUGACUACCCACGGCACGCCAGCUGGGUUCCUCCGGCUCACUAUCGAGUACCUAACUCGCGCCUUGAAAACAGCGAAUGCCCCUCAACGGGAACACAAACGCCGACAAAAGCGUACUGACGAUUUCCGUCGGAGUGGUCGUGCUCAGCUAGCCAGCACUAUCAACGAGUUAGGCUGUAUCCAUCUAGCCCAGUUGACUCAGUUGCUGCGGUCCGGCUCAGCGGAUGACACUGUUGUGGUAGCAUUAGCCGUGGACGCCUUCUGUGAAUCCUACAGCGAGUUUGUCGCUGCUGGAGACAAGUUGAAUGUAAUGGUACCACUAGUGAACUUAGCAAGAUUAUGGCUAGCACUAGCUACUGGCCCACAUGUGGGGAUCGACUCUGUCGAGAGAUAUCAGUGUACUUAUAGAGCCAUACGUCACCUUGAUAGGGCUGCCAAGUCGGCAUCGGCUAAUAAAGAGGCGGAAUCUGCCUUUAGUAAGCGUAAUAUAUACGCCACUGCAGCUGAGCAAGCCCAGCGACUUGGACGUCAUCUUGCGAAUGUCUUCAUGGACGUUGACCACCUCACACAGGAGGGUGACUACAGUGCUCCAGUGAAAGUCGCUAUGGAGCAUGAUGUAAUUUGGCGAGCUAGUGAGGACUUCUCCGACAAGGUGAAGGGCCAAUCGAUCGGUAGCCUAGCGUCCACUAUGCUCUCCGAGGCAUUGGUUUAUGCUGGCAAGGCAUGGACCUCAAAGGAUACCAACGAUGGGGCAGCGGAGUUAUUGGCCCGGUGUACGGCCCUGGUGGACGUUGGUCGGGCUAAGGUGAAGUUGGCUGAGAUACUCAAACUGGCGACAGAUACUGGCAAGCGGAGCGAUGCAGCUUUCACGAUAAUAUCGCGGCGAUCCGAAGCAGCUUAUCAAUGGCUAUCCAAGCACGUUGAGGAAGAGCCCGAUGCGUUUAUCGAGUGUGUUGUUGUCAGAGCUCAGCUGGCACAGAUCCUCGAGGGAUAUGUCAGCAUGGCUAAGUGCCUGGCUCAGGGUGAGGAGGUAGCUGGAGGUAACAAGCAGGUCGUUACUGCGUUACGAGCAGCACUGGCCAAGAUCUCUAAUAUAGAGCUACGUCGGUGCACGUCGUCAUCGUCGUCAUCGUCGUCAUCAACAGGACGCUCUGUCAGUAGGAAGCUGAUGAAAGCGCUAUACUUGUUCUCGAUCAACGGCAGUGGUGAUCGCUCGCUGGCUGAGGAGAUACAGCACUUAUUGCACCAAGAAGGGGAGACCCUGACUGAUCGUUGA
Messenger RNA from Perkinsus marinus ATCC 50983, 2673 nucleotides. RefSeq lists its product as hypothetical. The coding region runs from base 1 to 2673 and encodes 890 amino acids. Gene Ontology annotation, biological process: positive regulation of DNA-templated transcription. The record is from RefSeq and is a predicted model, not a curated record. Lineage: Eukaryota; Perkinsozoa; Perkinsida; Perkinsidae. The transcript has 15 exons.